AUGUCUGUUCCGAGUAAAUCUAUUGAUAAAAAUAAACGUUAUGCUGGUGUUAAAGCAAACGAUUUUGUAAACAAAGCACGGACGAACGAAACGAGUCGAGCGGCUGCUCGUACUCAAGGAUGGGCUAAUCUCGGAAAAAUCAACAGUCGACGAAUACCACCCCCAGCUAAUUUACCAAGUUUAAAAAGUGAAACAGGUACAACUCCAGCAACAUUUGAUCCAACAAUACCAACAGGUACUAGUCAUGGAUGGACAGCUAGUGGAAAUCAAACACCAACAAAUCUCGCUAAUAAUCAAACACGCCCAUUAACACCAUCAAAACAGCCAACACAACAACAACUUGAUUCCAUACCUGCUAUUGUUUCAACACCACCACCAUUACCAUCAUCAUCAUCUACACUUUCAUCUGAUAUUGAUAAACCUCGUGGAGGAACAACGUGGAGUACAGUAACAGCUGGUAAUACAACAGGAAAUACAAAUGAUCAACCACCAAAUUUACUUGGUUUAAAUGAUUUUCCACGUUUAGUUACACAAGAUAAUAAAAAUACAAAAUCACAAUCUGAUUCAUUAAUUAAUUCAAUAUCAACAACAACACAAGGACCAAGUUUGAGACCAGCUAAUUUAGCAUCAUGGAAAGAAGGUGGUGGUCGUGCUCAACCAAUGUCAAAUGAUUUAACUAAAGAAUCAAACGAUAAUAAUAAUAAUAAUAAUACCAAUAAUAAUAAUUUAUCAACAUUAUCAAUGCAAUCACAAAUGUUACCAACUAAUACAAAUAAUAGUUUACUUCAAUCACAAAUACAAAAUCCUAAUAAUUCAUCAUACAUGCGAAUGUAUCAACAACAGCAACAACAACAACCACAGCAAAUGUGGUCAUAUAAUAUGGGUAAUUCUUAUGGUCCAUAUGGAACAAAUCAAGCACCUGCACAAAUGUCCAUGCAUCAAUUACAUCAUCAUCAUCAACAACAACAACGUAUGUCACCGUAUGGUAAUAAUGUUCAAAAUCAAUCUCAACAACGUCAUAAUACAUCAACAGAUUAUAAAACUCCAACAAUAUUACGAAAUAAAGAUAUUGAUGAUUUAUCAAAAUUAACCGAUAAUGUUACAUGGGCAAGUGCAUCUCAGGAAGUAAAUUAUGAAGAAAAAAUUCGAUUUAGUGAUGAUGAAGAUAAUGAUAUAACGGAUAAAAAUAAUAAAUCUCGUCGAUUUAAUCAUUCUCAACAACAAUCAAAACAAACAUAUCCUCAAGUAUUACAAAAUAAUAAUACGAAUAAUAAUCGUACAUUACAUACAAAUUAUUCUCAACAACAAACAACACGUUCACGUUUAUUACAUGAUGAUGAACAUGUUAAACAAAUGCAAGAUGAUAAAAAUUCUGAAUUAAUUAAUACAUUAACUGUUGCUAAACAACGACGUGAUGAACAAGAACGUAAUCUUCGUGAUAAUUUAUCACAUCGUACAACAACAACAAAUGUUCAAAAAUCAUUUGAUGAUCAAAAACAAAUACCUGGUUAUCAAACACGUCCAUUAUUAACAUCAACUGGUCAAGAUAAUUUAACAUCAUCAUCAUCACAAAUUGAUUCAUCAUCAUUAUGGGGACAAUCAAAUCCUACUACUACAACAACAACAGCAGCAACAACAACAACAACAACCACAACAACAUCUCGGCCUCGUCAUGAUACAACAGACAGUCAAACAUUUGCAAUGAAAAGUUGGUCUGAUCAAAUGGAUUCUUUUAAUUAUGCUUCAUUACAUGAAAAGUAA
Molecule: messenger RNA, 1761 nt
Organism: Rotaria sp. Silwood2
Lineage: Eukaryota; Metazoa; Rotifera; Eurotatoria; Philodinida; Philodinidae
Source: the annotation of a GenBank genome assembly